Molecule: messenger RNA, 1598 nt
Organism: Clarias gariepinus (North African catfish)
Lineage: Eukaryota; Metazoa; Chordata; Actinopteri; Siluriformes; Clariidae
Gene: scpep1
Product: serine carboxypeptidase 1
Exons: 13
Coding region: 116-1426 (436 amino acids)
Biological process (GO): proteolysis
Molecular function (GO): serine-type carboxypeptidase activity
Source: RefSeq, a predicted model, not a curated record
GCUGACUCAGGAGUCAUGUGAUGUCUUCUUGUAGUUUCCAGUCCCGCAGCAGUUUUGAAGGUGUUCUGAGUCAGUAGCGGGAACCGAGCAGAACCGACCCGAGACGGCAGUAAAGAUGGCGCGGUGCUGCAUUGGCGCUUUUGUCGCUACUCUACUAUUUACAUCUUGUUUGAACGGGGUUUCCGGUAAAGAAGCAUGGGAUUACGUAAACGUGCGUGAUGGGGCUCAUAUGUUCUGGUGGCUUUACUAUGCUGACACCUCAGGCAGCUUUCAAGAUCUGCCUCUGGUUAUGUGGCUUCAGGGGGGUCCCGGAGGAUCAAGCUGUGGUUUUGGAAACUUUGCAGAAAUCGGACCUCUUGACACAAAUCUUCAGCCGAGAGAGACUUCCUGGGUGAAGGCAGCGAGUGUUUUAUUUGUGGAUAAUCCAGUCGGGACUGGAUACAGCUACACAGACUCGUAUGACGCUCUUACUAAAGAUGUGGCAAUGGUGGCGUCGGACAUGAUGGUUCUCUUGCAGCAGUUCUUCUCCAAAAAUACUGAGUUUCAGAGUGUUCCUUUCUAUAUAUUUUCUGAGUCUUACGGAGGAAAGAUGGCAGCUGCGAUUUCACUCGAGCUCACCAAGGCUAUAAAGAAAGGUUCCAUCAAGUGCAACUUUGCUGGUGUGGCCCUGGGGGACUCGUGGAUUUCUCCAAUUGACUCUGUGCUGACAUGGGGACCCUAUUUGUACAGCACUUCCCUCCUGGAUGAUUUUGGUCUUGGUGAGGUCAUGCGAGCAGCUAAAGACGUUCAGAAGGCUCUUGACCAGGAACAGUAUGACACUGCGACCCAGCUUUGGGGUGUCGCAGAAAACGUCGUGGAACAGAACACCAAUGGAGUGAAUUUCUACAACAUCCUCACUCAGAACAGUGACAUGCUUAAAUCCGACACACAAAAUGAAGGCUAUCUGUCUGGUUUAAAACGGCGACAUGUUCGACCUCUGCAUGGGCGGUCACUGGAUGAGCUGAUGAACGGACCAAUCAGGGAUAAGCUUGGCGUCAUUCCCAAAAAUGUAACAUGGGGAGGUCAGGCUGAACAGGUGUUUUCCAGCAUGUCCGGCGACUUUAUAAAGCCUGUGAUUGACAUUGUUGAUGAGCUCUUGGCUGCAGGAGUGAACGUGACUGUCUACAACGGCCAGCUGGACUUAAUCGUAGACACCAUGGGUCAGGAGCUUUGGGUUAAAAAGCUGAAAUGGGACGGACUUGAAAAGUUCAACACGAUGAAGUGGACGGCGCUGGAAGACCCCCAGUCAACAGGACAAACUGGAGCUUUUUAUAAAACCUACAAGAAUUUUGCUUUCUACUGGAUCCUUAAAGCUGGACACAUGAUCCCAUCCGACCAGGGGCCGAUGGCACUCAGGAUGUUGAAGAUGGUGACACUGCAGGAGUAAAUAGAAGCUGCUUGACCAUUUAAGACAAUCAAUACACUUCAACCAAAAUCAGUGCUUUUUUAUUUGUGGCUUAACACCAAAAUUCUGUCUCUGAUUACCACAUUGUUUUUGAUCAAACUGACUUUUAAGUUGUUUUAAACGAAUAACCCCUGAAAUAAAUGUUUUUUUUUUU